AUGGCGCCAUCGACGGACCCUCCUCAACACGAGGCUCUUGGUGCCCUUCAGACGGAGGCAAUCAGCCCUCUAGCUGGCACUACGGAGUCCUUGGACACAUUUGAACUGUGUGUCGCGUUCAAUCGAGAAGAGGCUCGUGUGGCAUCUUCAAUAGCAUCCAGCCUACCGGCCAUUGCGGCCCUGGUCGAUGAUCUUGUUCCACGCCUCCGCUCCGGCGGACGGCUUAUUUACAUCGGUGCUGGUAACAGCGGAAGAGUUGCCUACAUGGACUGCACAGAGCUCCCGGCGACAUUUUCCGCAGACCCGGCACAGUUCCUCGCCGUCGUUGCUGGCGGAAGCCGGGCCGUAGUGGAGGCGGUUGAAGGCGCGGAGGACUUGCACGACGAUGGCGCGGACAAGAUGCAUGAAUUGCAGUUGAGUCCACUAGACACAGUCAUUGGCAUAGCAGCUUCUGGCAGGACACCGUUCGUCCUUGGAGCGCUCAAAAUAGCCAUGGAACGCAAUGCCGUUACAGCGGCUAUCACCAAUUGCCGGCCGUCCGCCAUUGAGAAACUCGGUGUCACUCAUCCCAUUGCCGUCCUGGUCGGUCCCGAGUUUGUCACAGGGAGCACUCGGCUUAAGGCUGGUAGCUGCGCCAAGCAGAUCCUCAACAUGAUUAGCACUUGUGCCAUGAUCAAGCUGGGUAAGACUUACCGUGGGCUCAUGGUCGAUGUGCGGGCUGUUAAUGACAAGCUCAAGGCGAGGGGAAGGCGAAUCGUGAGCCAGGUGUGCGAAGGGCGACCAUUGCUACAGAACAUUAGGCCGCAUGUUGCCGUGCAAGGCACCACCGAGAACGACGACAUCGAUGAUCUUGACACGACCAUUGAUGCCCUCAUUCAGAAGUGCCAUGGCAGUAUCAAGCUAGCCUGCGCAGUUGGGCUUUCCGGGUUAGAGCCAGAUACAGCAAAGCAAAUGUUGACUACCGUCCAAGGAGACCUGCACGGCUUUAUCUGUACCCUUGAAGCCCAAGCUCCAGUUGAGUCGGCUGAUGUCCGUCAACAAGAAGACUAUUUCCUCUGUGUGGAUGGCGGCGGGACAAAGUGUGCUGCUUCCAUUGCCUCCCGCAGGGAUGUUGUGGCUCAAGGUGUUGCUGGAGGUUGCAAUUUGAACUCGGUGAGCCUGGAGGAAGCUGUCGACCAGAUAAGGUCUGCGAUUGACAGAGCCGCAGGUUCCCUCAAUGGUCACUCACAAGGAACGUGGCCGAGAUUUCAAAAGGCCUGGGUGGGAAUCGCUGGUUUGCAUCACAGCCGCCAAGCAAAAGCCCUGACAUGCCGCCUCGAACGCCUGCUAGGGGUCUCGCACCAGGAUGGAAGUCUGUCUUUGACCUGUGACACUUCGCUUUUGUCGUCAUGUAUGAGCACUGAUCGCUCCAUUAACGGCUGCGUUGCUCUUAUUGCUGGCACGGGUGCUGUUGCUACAGCGUUCAGACGGGGACCUAAUGAUGCCAUUUCCCAAGUCGGAAGAGCUGGUGGAUGGGGUCAUCUCUUUGGAGACGCCGGAAGUGCAUUUUACAUCGGCCGGCGAGCAAUACAAACUGUUCUAGCGAGCCUGGAGGAGAGCCAAGGUGAGCCCUCCUCUUCUCGGCCACUCAGUCCCUUGCAGACCGCCGUCUUGCAACACCUGAACUGCGAUGGAACAGAUCUUCUUUCCACCAUAUUGUGCACCAACGCCGGCAAGCAGACAUCAAGGCUACUAAUAGGAAGCCUUGCUCCCGUGGUAACAGUCCUGGGUCUAAGGCCUGUUCAUCCCGAUCAAGAUGCACUCAAUAUUCUUCAAGACGCUGUUGAAUGUCUAGUGGACUUGUUGAAACGACUGAUCAAGGCUCGCGUUUCCGACCCAAGCAGAAGCAUCCUUGCGCUAUCCGGAGCGUUGAUGAAGGUGGAACCAUUCAAAGACUUGGUUCUCGACAAACUUAAAUCUCAAGGAAUCGCUUUCAAUGCCACAGUGCUCGUCGAGGACCCUUCCAGAUACGCCGUCGACUUUCUUGCCAGGUCAGGCCAUAUCAAGGAGUCUGUGAGGGACUUGGCUGUCGAUUCAGAGGCUAUUGAUGUCACCAGUCAACGGUUAUUGAGUCCAUGUGUACUGCUGGAAUAA
Messenger RNA from Metarhizium robertsii ARSEF 23, 2133 nucleotides. RefSeq names its product Sugar isomerase (SIS). The record is from RefSeq and is a predicted model, not a curated record. Gene Ontology annotation, biological process: amino sugar catabolic process; peptidoglycan turnover. Lineage: Eukaryota; Fungi; Ascomycota; Sordariomycetes; Hypocreales; Clavicipitaceae. Gene Ontology annotation, molecular function: ether hydrolase activity; carbon-oxygen lyase activity; carbohydrate derivative binding. The coding region runs from base 1 to 2133 and encodes 710 amino acids. The transcript has a single exon.